AUGGACGGUGUCUGGGGCCAGCCAAGCGCGGUAGAUGAGGAGGCAUGGUCUGCUGCCCCGCCUAGCUUUAACCCGCCUGUGCGGCGUGUAGACCCUCUUACCCUCACUGCUGUAGAAGUGGAGAUUGACGGAAUCAAAAAGUUGGUGGGACAGCGGGUGCAGGUCUCAGGGCUCUCCGACGACACUACCUGGCAUACGCUGAAGGACCAUUUGCGCCAGGCGGGUGAGGUGACGUUCUGCAAGGUGUUUUCGGGUGGGAGGGCGGUGGUAGAGUUUGUUACUCCAGAUGAUGCUGCCCGUGCCAUUACAGAGCUACAAGCGUCGGAGUUAGAAGGGGCGACACUCUUCCUUCGAGAGGAUAGGGAAGAUACCGUUCUGGUGAACACGCGGAAAAAAAUACGGGAGGCUCGAGAUGCUCAGCUUCGUGCACGCAAAGAAGAAGCAGAGCAGCGACGACGAGAACAGGCGUUAGCAGAGGGCGAUGCGCCUUCAGUUGGGCUUGCUGCGAAAGCAAAUGCAAAGGUAGACCCAGCGACUACUGCAAACCAGCAGGCUUAG
Messenger RNA from Trypanosoma grayi, 558 nucleotides. Its product is annotated as RNA-binding protein RGGm. The record is from RefSeq and is a predicted model, not a curated record. The coding region runs from base 1 to 558 and encodes 185 amino acids. Gene Ontology annotation, molecular function: mRNA binding. Lineage: Eukaryota; Euglenozoa; Kinetoplastea; Trypanosomatida; Trypanosomatidae. Gene Ontology annotation, cellular component: nucleus; cytoplasm. The transcript has a single exon.